AUGUUCAGUCCGAGUGCUGAAUACCGUCAGACUGUAGAGCGGUGCUGGGACAAGAACUACUUCAAUGAGCAGAAGAAGCUGAUGAAGCAGUUUUUGGUGCUCCAGAGUCAAGGCCUCCAGAGUCAUGUCCCUCACCACACCACCGUGGAGGACAUGAGCAACUGGCUUGUUAAGAACAAGUCCCUGGAGCGGUUCAGAAAGGAAGCAGAGGAAGGGAAUGACAUAAGUCACCUGACCUGGGAGGUGAACACUCAACUCAGAAUGAGGGACGUUGAACAUGAGGCUUUUACUGAGUUGGCCACCGACCUUAGUCAGGCCAUUAACUCACUUGACUUUACUGCUGAUCUCUCCUACCUAAACCCUGAGGUCUGCGAUGAAGUUGUAAGAGCUCUAAAGAGCAUUUCCCAGAGCCUGGCCUUCCAGCCGUACUCCGAGCUGUGCUGUCCCUCUAAGGUGGUGGUGGACAUCGUGUCCAGGCUGCUCCAGGCCCUCUGGUCCUGCCAGAUGGAAAGCCCCUGUGACCGGUCCUCCAUGGCCCUGAGUGACAUGAGUGUCACCAUAGUGCUGGCAGUAGUGGAGAACCUCUCUAGAGUUCUGAAGGCUCCUCCUGUCGCUCAAGUCUACUACUCCCGUUCCACUGGUGUCAGGAUGGUCCACUCACUCAACCGUAAGAUCCAGUGCCUAAACAGCCCUGAGGACCUUAGGAGAGCUCUUUUCACCCAAAGUUCCACCUUGAUCAGCACCAUCAUUGAAGCUGUGAGCACCAAAGUCCAGAGGCUGUUUGAAGCUCCUGCUGACUACAUUCCAUUAAGCUCUAUCCGCAGCUGGCUAUCAGAGCCCAAGGCGAGCGAGGUUCGUCCAAAGUGCCCUGACCAGCUGGUAAUCUCCUCGGAGCUCCUGAGGAACAUCAUUGGUAUGAUAGUUUAUGUAGUCUUCGAAGGCCACCUAGAGGAAGACAUCAACCUUCAUUACUGGCCCCUCAUAAACGACAUAAUCCACCAGCUGUCACUGUGUGGGGUCAAAGUCACAAAGAAAGGGGGCAAGGCCAACUGGCACAUUGGCUGGUACCAGAUCCUUGAGAUGGUGACAAACAUCCAUACUCAUCUUCACCACUAUACUGGCACAGAGCUGGUACUAAAGUUUGCAACAUCUGCCAGGGCCACCAUGCUAACGAGGCACAUGGUUCAUCAUGUGGUCGAGGAGCUGGUAAAGCUGAAGGACGUGGAUGAAGGGACACCAGCUUCAGGGAGCAGUGAGUCUGUCACAGCACCCCUAAUCACUAAUCCCGUCAAAGUGGACAACAUCACAACAACCAUGACCACGACUCCAGUUGACCUCCAGUCAGGCUUUUCCACGGCAUCAUGUCCCCCAACACCAGGCCUUGCCCCUCUAUCAUGCCCCCCACCACCAGGGUUUGCCCAUCUAUCCUGCCCCCCACCACCAGGCUUUGCCCUUCAAUCCUGCCAGCCACCACCAGGCUUUGCCCUUGCAUCCUGCACCCUACCACCAGUCUUUGCCCCGGCAUCAUGCCCACUCCCAGCAGGCUUUUCCCCGGCAUCAUGUCCCCCACCACCAGGCUUUGCCCCUCUAUCAUGCCCCCCACCACUAGGCUUUGCCUCUCUAUCAUGCCCCCCACCACCAUUCUUUGCCCCUCUAUCAUGCCCCCCACCACCAGGCUUUGCCCUUCUAUCCUUCCCCCCACCACCAGGCUUUGCCCCUCUAUCCUGCCCCCCACCACCAGGAUUUUCCCAGGCAUCAUGCCCCCCAACACCAGGUCUUGCCCCUCUAUCAUGCCACCCACCACCAGGGUUUGCCCAUCUAUCCUGCCCCGCACCACCAGGCUUUGCCCAGGCAUCCUGCCAGCCACCACCCGGCGUUGCCCUUGCAUCCUGCCCCCCACCACCAGGCUUUGCCCCGGCAAAGUGCCCCCCACCACCAGGCUUUGCCCAGGCAUUGCUCCCCCCACCACCAGGCUUUGCCCAGGCAUCCUGCCCCCCACAAUCAGGCUUUAUCCCGGCGUCAUGCCCCCCACCACCAGGCUUUCCCCCGGCAUCUUGCCACCCACCACUCACUAUCGCAGAUCAUAUCUGCACUCUAAUUCAGAGCAUCACUGCCAGAUCCAACAACAUCGUCAACAAGGAGCUGGAGAAGUGUAUCAACUCUUAUAGUAAGAGCAUCUGGGCUGACACUUUCUACUGCGAGUACAUGAAGAUGUACCCAUCACCCCAGGGGAUUGAAGCCUUCUCAUUUGAUGAGGAGAGAUUUUUAGUGGUGGCCGACAUAAUCGGCAGAAUAUUGCUGAACAAUCUCCAGCUAGAGAUGCUCCUCUCAGUGGAAGACUUUAAUGUGGAUGAAGUAGGGAGCAGUGGGUCUGUGGACAUGAUCCGGGCAAUCCCAGAGCCCCCUAACCCUGAUAAAGUGGUAGACAUCACAACACCCCUGACCAACCUUGAGGUUUUGGAUGAAACACUUGUCCUUCAGUCAGGCUUUACCACGGCACACUGCACCCCACCACCAGGCUUUUCCUCAGCACCCUGCAUUCCACCCCCAGGCUUUGCCCUGGCAACCUGCACCUUGUCGCCAAGCUUUGCCGCUAAUGCCAUGCAGGGCUUUGGCACCAAAGUCAUCCUGAAACAAAUGGUCCUGCUAUUCUUGGAGAGGCUCCCUCCUGCGUCAGAGGACCUUGAGUCAGAGUUCCUGACUAUCACCGAUCGUAUCUGCACGCUGUUUCAAAGCAUCACUGCCAGAUUCCACAACAUCGUUAAUGAGGAGCUGGAGAAGUGUACCGACUCUGACAGUAAGCAGUACUGGGCUUACACCUUCUACUGGGAGUACAUGAAGAGGUACCCAUCAUCCCAGUGCCUGGGGAUUGAAGCCUUCACAUGUGAUGAGGAGAGAUGUUUAGUGGUGGCCAAAAUGUUUGCAAAGAAGAUGUGCCCCAAGAUGCUCCCCUCAGCAGCAGACUUCGACAAGGCUUUAGAUUCAGGCAGCAAUGGAUCUGUGGACUUGAACCUGGCAAUCCUAGAGACCCCUAACCCUGUCAAAGUGGUAGACAUCACAACACCCCUGACCACUAAUCCAGUCAACCUUGAGGUUUUGGAUGAAACACUUGUCCUUCAGUCAGGCGUUGCCACGGCACACUGCACCCCACCACCAGGCUUUACCCCGGCACACUGCACCCCACCACCAGGCUUUACCCCGGCACACUGCACCCCACCAACAGAAUUUUCCCUAGCACCCUGCAUUCCACCCCCAGGCUUUGCCCUGGCAACCUGCACCUCGUCGCCAAGCAUUGCCGCUAAUGCCAUGCAGGGUUUUGGCACGAUAGUCAUCCUGAAACAAAUGGUCCUGUUUUUCUUGGAGAGGCUCCCUCCUGCAUCAGAGGACCUUGAGUCAGAGUUCCUGACUAUCACUGAUCGUAUCUGCACGCUGUUUCAAAGCAUCACUGACAGAUUCCGCAACAUCGUUAAUGAGGAGCUGGAGAAGUGUACCGACUCUGACAGUAAGAAGUACUGGGCUUACACCUUCUACUGGGAGUACAUGAAGAGGUACCCAUCAUCCCAGUGCCUGGGGAUUGAAGCCUUCACAUGUGAUGAGGAGAGAUGUUUAGUGGUGGCCAAAAUGUUUGCAAAGAAGAUGUGCCCCAAGAUGCUCCCCUCAGCAGCAGACUUCGACAUGGCUUUAGAUUCAGGCAGCAAUGGAUCUGUGGACUUGAACCUGGCAAUCCUAGAGACCCCUAACCCUGUCAAAGUGGUAGACAUCACAACACCCCUGACCACUAAUCCAGUCAACCUUGAGGUUUUGGAUGAAACACUUGUCCUUCAGUCAGGCUUUGCCCUGACAUCCUGCACAGCAUUGCCAAGCUUCGCCACUAAUGCCAAGCCAGGCUUUGGCACGAAAAUCAUCCUGAAACCAAUGGUCCUGCUAUUCUUGGAGAAGCACCCUCCUGCAUCAGACGACCUUGAGUCAGAGUUCCUCACUAUCGACGAUCGUAUCUGCACGCUGUUUCAAAGCAUCACUGCCAGAUUCCGCAACAUCGUUAAUGAGGAGCUGGAGAAGUGUACCGACUCUGACAGUAAGAAGUACUGGGCUUACACCUUCUACUGGGAGUACAUGAAGAGCCUGUGGACCUGA
Oncorhynchus kisutch (coho salmon) is the source of this 4134-nucleotide messenger RNA. RefSeq lists its product as uncharacterized. The transcript has 14 exons. The coding region runs from base 1 to 4134 and encodes 1377 amino acids. NCBI's taxonomy places the organism in Eukaryota, Metazoa, Chordata, Actinopteri, Salmoniformes, Salmonidae. The record is from RefSeq and is a predicted model, not a curated record.